Molecule: messenger RNA, 1145 nt
Organism: Hyaena hyaena (striped hyena)
Lineage: Eukaryota; Metazoa; Chordata; Mammalia; Carnivora; Hyaenidae
Gene: C8G
Product: complement C8 gamma chain
Exons: 7
Coding region: 335-943 (202 amino acids)
Biological process (GO): complement activation
Cellular component (GO): membrane attack complex
Source: RefSeq, a predicted model, not a curated record
UCCGCUCACCCACAGCGCGGGUUCGAGACCUGGCGCUGCCGCUCGCUCGCCGCGGCUGCGGCCCUGGGUCGGGGGUCGUGGACAAAGAGCCAGAAGUUAACUAGGGCUCCUUAGGCAGGAGAUGGCGCCAGAGCCCUCUCAGGAAGUGCAGAGUCGAGGAGGCCGGAGUGGACUCUUGCCGGGGGUGAGGGGAAGGGCAGGGUGCUCGGUUAGGCCGGAGGUGGACCGACGCGGACUUCCUGGGCCAGGCUUCCGGGUGACACCGGACAGUGGACUCUGACCCACGGCUCGGACACCCUGCCUCCGGCCUCGCUGUCUGGUGACUGCCACUGCCAUGCUGAACCCCAGGACUGCCCUCCUCUUGACUGUGCUCCUGGCUGGGGGCUCCCUGAGCAGGCGGGCUCGCGGACCUCCUCGGCCCGCGUCCCCCAUCAGCACUAUCCAGCCGAAGGCCAGCUUCAAUGCUCAGCAGUUUGCAGGGACGUGGCUCCUUGUGGCCGUGGCCUCCUCGUGCCGCUUCCUGCAGGAGCAGGGCCACCGGGCUGAGGCCACCUCACUGCACGUGGCUCCCCAGGGUGCAGACAUGGCCGUCAGCACCUUCCGGAAGCUGGAUGGGAUCUGCUGGCAGGUGCGGCAGCUCUACAGAGACACGGGAGUCGAGGGGCGUUUCCUGCUCCAAGCCCGAGGUGCCCGUGGGCCAGUAGAUGUGGUCGUCGGGGAGACAGACUACCGAGACUUCGCCAUCCUGUACCUGGAGCGGGCGAGGCAGCUGUCGGUGAAGCUGUACGCCCGCUCACUGCCCCCAAGUGACUUGGCCCUGAGUGCAUUCGAGCAGCGGAUCCAGAGGGCCAACCUGACCGAGGACCACAUCUUGUUCUUCCCCAAGUACGGUUUCUGCGAGUCUGCAGACCAGUUCCACGUCCUGGAUGAAGUGAGGAGGUGAAUCCAGGUGGCAGCCCCGAACCCAGAAGGAGUGAAGACCCUGAAGGUGAUGGCGUCCACUGCCCCACCCACUGAGCCCUGGCACCCCCUCGGGCCAGGGCCAUCCUGGGGGGGGACUCGCUCCCAAGUGCAUCCUGAAGCGGCCCCUGGCCCACGGGAACACGGGGAGGGGCACUGCUUUCAUUAAACGCUGUCCAGCUUGG